Messenger RNA from Austrofundulus limnaeus, 186 nucleotides. Its product is annotated as acidic leucine-rich nuclear phosphoprotein 32 family member E. Gene Ontology annotation, molecular function: histone binding. Gene Ontology annotation, cellular component: nucleus. Gene Ontology annotation, biological process: regulation of apoptotic process. The record is from RefSeq and is a predicted model, not a curated record. Lineage: Eukaryota; Metazoa; Chordata; Actinopteri; Cyprinodontiformes; Rivulidae.
AGGAUGAUGAGGCUGGUCCCCCAGGAGACGAUGAUGAAGAGGAGGAUGAAGAGGAGGAGGAGGGUUCUGAGGGAGACGAGGACGAGGUGGGCCUGUCGUACUUGAUGAAGGAGGGCAUCCAGGAUGAAGAGGAUGAUGGAGAUUAUGUUGAGGAAGAGGAGGAUGACGAGGAAGAGGAGGAGGAAG